UAAGCAUUCAUCCCUAAAAUCUAAGAGAUGUCUUAUCCGACAACAGAAAGACGAUUGAGUAUACCGACUACCUCGAGCUAUGGAACGCGGAGGCGGCCAUCGGAGAUUCCCGCGAACCAGGAGGAUGCGGAACAUUCUGUUGCAGCGGCCACCUCAGCCGAUACACAGGAGAUGGAGCAGGAGCUUGGAAGGAAUGGGAGUGCAGAGCAGGAGAAUACAACAGGCUCGAAGAAGUGGGUUAUGAAAUGGCUCAGGGAGCAUGAUUUAAGUCUGUGGUUGGAGAACAAGGGGAGUGUAGCGAGAGAUCAUCUGGCCAACGAACGAACAUUCCUAGCUUACCUACGAACAUCCCUUUCAUUCACAGCUAUUGGGGUAGCACUGACCCAAUUGUUCCGAUUACCAGCACCGUCCACGGGCCAAUCGUCCGAAACACAGAGACGGUUGCACGCCGUAGGGAAACCACUGGGUGCAACCAUGGUGAUGGCAAGUCUGCUGGUGCUGGGAUUAGGUGUAUGGAGGUAUUUUGUGAGCCAACACUGGCUGACGAAGGGUCAAUUUCCGGCGAGUCAAGGGACCGUAUGGAUCAUCACAUUGCUCGGGGUCAUGGUCGCCAUUGUAGCGUUCGUGAUAGUCCUCGUCCAAUCUUGACGGUGAAGAUCGGUGCAUCGCUAAUUGAAACUCUU
This is a messenger RNA of Saitoella complicata NRRL Y-17804, 683 nucleotides long. RefSeq lists its product as uncharacterized. Bases 28 to 648 code for a protein of 206 amino acids. Lineage: Eukaryota; Fungi; Ascomycota; Saitoellomycetes; Saitoellales; Saitoellaceae. The record is from RefSeq and is a predicted model, not a curated record. The transcript has 2 exons.